AUGCAUCUCGAUUUUGGUUGGCUAAAAGCACCAAAAUUGGACAUGCCGAUAUGCUGCUGUGCAGUGAGGGCCAAGGCUGCUUUCAUUUAUGACUAUCGUUCCUCCAACACUCCGAAGAAUAUCGAAGAGGCUGCUUCUGCCCUCUUCCCUCGUACCCCUACACGCAAUUACAAGGUAGUGGAAGCGGGGCCCUCAUUCCAGCGGCCAUCGUGUACUCGUGUGAAACGGACCUCGUCGGUGCUAGUGGCGUCUUGGAUUUUUGUCAGGAUCAGAGAUGGCUCCAAGAUCUGGACAUUGCAUGCCACCAUCGAGAGCCUUAACCGUCAUUCUGAGGUGCCCAGUGGAGAUGGCCACAUGAUCCGAGACAAGUCCUGGCACAACCAGUGGAUCGAGGAUGUCAAUUUUGAAGACGUCGAACCUGAAAUCGACAUCGAGGGUCAGUGUGGCCUUUACAUUGCUGCUGCUUUCAAAGUCCUCGGCGUCAGCGCCCUCAUCGUCGAGCGCAACCACCGCCGAUCACUUUCCCCACCAUUACUUCCCGAACCACUGGCCAAGUUGACCCCGGCCGGGAAAAUGGGUGACUGGCUCGAGUGUAACGCAAGCGCCUUCGAGGGAACCGCAUGGACAUGGACUGACUCGAGCGUCGUUGCUGCCCUUGCAAAAUGCUCCACGGGUGAUUGGGACCUCACCGUUCAACACGGAACCAAGGAGGGCCAGCACACUCGGACCUUCCGCCCCAAGCCGGUUGUCCUGGCUACCUCGCUCGUAUACGAAUUGCCUCGACUGUAA
Exophiala viscosa is the source of this 789-nucleotide messenger RNA. RefSeq lists its product as uncharacterized. The transcript has 5 exons. Lineage: Eukaryota; Fungi; Ascomycota; Eurotiomycetes; Chaetothyriales; Herpotrichiellaceae. The record is from RefSeq and is a predicted model, not a curated record. The coding region runs from base 1 to 789 and encodes 262 amino acids.